AUGGCCGAAGAAAGUGAUUCUGGUUCUAUUCAAAGUAGUCAAAGUGAAAUUAGCACUGAAAAGAAAACAUUUGAAUCGAAUAGAUUUUAUUCUUUAUAUACAUUUUACCCAAACAGAUCGUUGGCCAAGAAUGAAAGCACCGACACCUACAAUGCCGAAGAUGGAAGUCUAAGUCUCAGCGUUGUGGCUACAAACCUGCCUGCAUCAUCAGAAACUAAUCUGAGGACAUCACUAGGCCAAAAGUUAUCUCGGAUAUCCUACACUGAUGGUGGACACUUCUUGUCCUUAGGUUUGAGUUUAUCAGAGGAUAAAAGUAGCAGCUCUGCAGUAUGCUACUACUCAAUACUCAAGGGAGUUAACUCUCCACAGAAGAAUGAUGAGAACAAAUUGCCAGACCAACAAUACAUUAUCUGUUUUAUUUCAUUCAUAGACAGCUCUCUAGACUUAUUCCGCAGCGAACUCGACAGCUACAGUUGUGGAUUGUUGAAGCUCCUUGAUGCACAGCCUGCUACCUCCCAGGAUGCAUCAUUUGAACAGCCGCCCAGCGAACUUUCCCAGCUCAGCCAGGUUGAUGGAUCAGUGAAGGAUUAUCUUGACCAGUGGUACGAGGUCGUGCUGCAGUAUCUGUCUCGCUGUGCCAAACGCCUCGGCCCUCACAUCCAGUACUUAAUAUACACAGCACUGUUAGAUCCAAGUCUUGAGAUUAAAGGUGCUACAAACCAAGAGGAGGAGGACAUUAGAAAAUUUAUCCAGUCCUGUAGCAUAACUCCACUUGUGCAGGCCAGUUUGGGAGGCGGGUCACCCACAGACAGUGACCUGUUACUAUCUGUCGGUGGACAGACCAGUGAAUGGUUGCUACCGGUUACAGCAAAACUAACCUUUAGAGAGGAUGGCGUCACAUUUGAUGUUGAUGGUUUCUCUCCAAGCUGUCAGUUCUGCAAGAUAUCUGCAGACCAUCUUCUCUCGGGGGACUCGACUGACAUCACCAAACUUCGUGACUCGCUGGAGACCAUCAAACUAGCUUUUGUACAUAACUUGAAUAAAUUAAAGAGAUUCUUGAAGCAGGCUGAACUAGACCAUUAUGCCUUGUACAGAUCUUUGUCAUAUUUGAAGAAGUGUGGAGCGGGUGAUCUCCUGCUACGCUAUGUUCAGCUUGAUGCCAACACAGACACACUUGACAUCCUGGCAGUUAUUCAAGACUUUCUCAAGGAAAAGGGACAGCAUUUAGUAUGACCUGCCAGUCAGGUGACAUGUUACAUCAGGUGAUACUCUUUGCAAAUGUCACUUGCUAAACUGGUUUUUAUAUCUAAUGUUAGAUAAAUGUGACAUAAUAGAAGUUGAUGGUAGCAGUCAAAAUGUUCACAAGCACAGUAUAUACUGGAUUGUUCCUGGUAUGUAGGAAACCUGCCUCUGUGCUUAGGGCUGUACCAAAAGUGAUUACAUGGUUGGGUAGGAGGUAAUUCUUUUAUACUGUGUUAUUCCUGGUAUGUAGGAAACCUGCCUCUGUGCUUAGGGCUGUACCAAAAGUGAUUACAUGGUUGGGGUAGGAGGUAAUUCUUUUGGUUAUCUACCUCCCAGAAAAUAAGAUUUAUUUAUGUUGAUACUAUUCCCUGGAGCACAAUGAAGCUAGUUUUGGUUAUUAAAUAAUGACACAAUUCAA
Molecule: messenger RNA, 1660 nt
Organism: Gigantopelta aegis
Lineage: Eukaryota; Metazoa; Mollusca; Gastropoda; Neomphalida; Peltospiridae
Product: protein Njmu-R1-like
Exons: 12
Coding region: 1-1233 (410 amino acids)
Cellular component (GO): trans-Golgi network
Source: RefSeq, a predicted model, not a curated record